CCUGAGCUAGAUGGAGAUGAUGUCUUUUCUUCUCUUCCCUAACGUACCUUCCGUGACAGCUUUUUGUGGCCCAUCCUCAUAUGUCCCUCUGCCAGCCGGGAAGAAUCCUGGCUGGGAGCUGAGGCUUGUUGCAGUGGUUUAGGGAGCAACCUACAUUUUUUUUUUUUUUUUGGUUUGGUUUGGUUUCGGCUGUUUGUUCAGUUGACUCCUAUGACAGAGUCUGACGCAGGAGCUACUGUUUGUUGUUUCUUUUCUUUAACAUCUUUGCCUGUGGAGUGGGGCCAAGUUCUGAUGUGAGUAUCCAGUAGGUUGAGAUUUCCUCUUCACUGAACUGGUGUUGCAGAUGAUGAUGAGGCUGCCACGGUCAGAUCGGGUACAGAGCAUGUUCCUCCUGCUGAUGUUGAGCUUGGGAAAGCAGCUUCAUCAGACAGCAGCUUUAUUCACAGUGAUGGUCUCCCAGGAACUAUACACAGUAGACUACGGCAGCAAUGUGACCCUGGAGUGUAAUUUUGACACUGAAGGUCAUGUGGAACUCAAGGACUUAAGGGCCAGUCUGCAGAAGGUGGAAAACAAUACAUCUUUGCACAGUGAAAGAGCCACUUUGCUGGAGGAGCAUCUGUCUCUGGGGAAGGCCUUAUUCCACAUCCCUCGGGUGCAAGUGAGUGAUGCAGGACAGUAUCGCUGCCUGAUCAUCUAUAGGGUCGCCGGGGACUACAAGUACCUGACUCUGAAAGUCAAAGCUUCCUACAAGAAAAUAAACACUCAUAUCCUUAAGAUCCCAGGGGUAGAUGAGGUACAGCUCACCUGCCAGGCUGAAGGUUAUCCCCUGGCAGAAGUGUCCUGGCCAAACGUCAGCGUCCCUGCCAACACUAGCCACACCAAGACCUCUGAAGGCCUCUACCGGGUCACCAGUGUUCUGCGACUAAAGCCACACCCCGGCAGAAAUGUGAGCUGUGUGUUCUGGAAUGCUAACGUGAAAGAACUUACUUCAGCCGUCAUAGACCCUCAUGGUGACCUAGAACCCAAGAUCCCUUCAAAUUGGCUGCUUCCUGUCUUCAUCCCUUCCUUCCUCAUUGCUUUGAUUUUCAUAGCUACGAUGACAGCCCUAAGGAAACAGCUCUUCCAAAAGCUUUAUUUUAGAAAGGACACAACCAAAAGAUCGGUCACCACAGUAAGGAGGGAAGUGAACAGAGCUAUUUGAACCUGUGUUUUCAGGAGCUGGGGUGACCGGAUGGGACGUCCUCGAGAAUGUUCUGGACUCUGAACAAGAAUCCUCUGGCCUGCAUAGCUCGUUGUUUGCACUUGUCCAAUGCCUUUGUAGCUCCAGCACUGAAGAGGAGACCGCCAAGAGAGCGGGCAGCGCCUGGCCAUGGUGUGCUCAGAGCACGUCAGGCAGUCCGCCCUCCCCACAUCCAGGCACUCACCCCUGCAGCCUGUGACCCUAAGCAAGCACUACUGCACUUUAGAAAAUGACCGCCCCGGACCCGAGACCCCAGUGAGUGCUCUGCACUUCGUUCUUGCUGCCAGACUCAACACAAAGGGAGUUUCCCCCCUAAGUUUCCAAAGUGAUUUCCAGAAGCGGAGAUGAAUGGAAAUUUUCAGUUAUAGGAAAGGACGAAUUGCCAAUAGAGUUAUUUUCUCCACUGUUUCCUCUGGGUAUACUGGAAAAGCCUUUUGAGACCAUUAGAGUUUACACACAGUCAAGCCAUAAUUGACAAGUUAUGUGGCUUACUGGAAUCUUGACAUCUGAGUUGUUUAAUUAACAGAAAGCAUUUAAGUACACAGUGGGCGGCUACAAAUCGUGGAGAGAAGCCGUUGAGUAUUUUGUGAGGUCUGAAUCACAAAGCAUUUGUUUUAACCUGCCAUGGCACCAUGUUGGAUGAUUUUGUUUUAAACUACAUCUUUAAAAAGUUCUGUUUUCUUAACCUCAGAAACCAAUGGCAUACAUUAGAAAAAUUUAGCACGCUAGUAUGCUGUACCUGCAAAGAUUUCAGAUGGGUAUCCAUAAUGGUCAAAGUCCCAAACUAGGGCUCCUUUCCCGGCCCUCUCUGUGACUUUAAACUUAACCUUUCAGUGACUUGGUUCCAUGUCUGUCACACAGUGACACUCACGAGUCAAGGCCUUUGAUGGUUGGCACUUUAGAAACGCCGUGGAAUCCCUUCCGUGCGUGUCCAGGGUAACUGCAUGCGGCAACGGCAGGUUAACCAUGUGAAAUUUGGUCUGUGUACUGGGGCCAUGGAGUUCAGGGCACCUGCUGAUCUAUGAAGUAUCCAAAUGUGUACAUUAUCUAGAGCCGAGUCUUAGGUUAGCAGCUUAUCUUUCUCAGUUUUGAAUCAUGAGGAUUUGAGCACAUGUUACAUCUUCUCCUUAGACUCUAAGCUCCUGGAGGGCAAGGGGGGAGGAGGGGUUUGUCAGUCCUGCAGUCUGUUGCUUGGAAUAGAUGCCUCGUGCAUGAUUGGCUCUGAGACUCCUCAUGAUAUUGAAGAAAAUGGCCACUCGUGACAUCCUUACUUUUUAUGACAUUAAUAGGAUUGGCUAAAAGUAUGUAAAGGCAAUCCUUGAAACAAAAGAGCCAAAUGAACACUAAGUCUUUAAAAAAAAAAAAAAAGUACCUUUUACAAAGGGAACAAAAAUAGUAUUCGGGAGAGUUUGAGGAACUGAGAAAUGCCAAACAAGCAAAAACCACCUAUGAUGUCAUCAUCUCAGCACAAGUAUUUUCAUUUUUGCUGUUUGUAUUUGGUCCUUGUCCAGACAUGUAUGCGAUCUCAGCGAGAGUUGUAAUUUUCCAUCCUCUUUUCAAAUUUGUCAUUGUACCACAAGCUUACACCUAUAUUGUUGAUUAGUCCUCCUAAUGAUCACUUUUAAUGGGUGCUUGAGUCACAGAUCACAAUGAGAUGUGAUUAGGCACAAACUCUGUUCAUCACCUGACCACUAUAAGCCUCUCCUUUGACUAGUGGACCACAGGUGACAUUUGGGGUUCCUAAAGAUUUGUGUCAUUGCAGAGCAGCGUUCAGGAAUCCCUGAAAAGCCUGGGUAUUUCCACUUCCCCCAGUGCACAGACACCUUCAGGAAUGACUUCAAGUCCCCUUGGGGAUAGCUUGGAAGAAGAUCUACAGUACCCAUGGCAUUGUUGCGGGGUCCUUUCUAAGAAUUUGGGGAAGAAGCUGUGAUUCUCAGUUGUGAAAACUCAAGCCAGAUUUCUAUUCUAUAGAUCAAGCCAUGCUUUGGUAGGCCGGACAACUACUUAAUUCUUAGGGCCAGCCACUACUAAAGAUUUCCUGUAAGUAAAAAAAUCCGAUUGCUCUUCUGGGAUCUUAUCAUCUCAUUGAAGUCAGGAAGCCCGUAUCCGUGGUAGCAUUUCCUAUCAUCAUCUUUGUCCUACAGAAAACAGCCGUCUGGUGGCACCCAAGGUUGUGGGGCUCCCUCACUAAUGCAUUUCUCAAUGCUUUAGUGAAGGGAAUAUCCCUUGGGCCCUUUCAAGGGGAGGAAAGAUGCACAGGUUACACAUAACAAAUUGCCCCAUUAUUCCUACCUCCUUAAGCCUUUGGGAUCGUUUCUGCCCAUUAUUCCAUAGAAAUUCUAUCAACUUGCAUCAUUGUUGUCCACAGGGGUCAGCCAACCAACUUAGUAAACACACCACUUCCAGCUGCUCAAACUAAUACAUUUGUCUCUGCUUGCUUUUGCUGUAUAACAAAACUUAGGGCUUAUGUUUAUCAUUUAUGUAUUUAUGAUUCUGUAGAUUAGCAACUUAGGCUGGGCUCGGCUGGGGCAACUCAUUUCUGCUUUCCAUGGCAUCAGCUGGGCUCCCUUGUGCGUUUGUGGUCAGUUGACAGAUUAUUUGGAGGAUGCUGGUCUUAGGUGACCUCGUUCACGUGACUUGGAGUUGGUGCUGGCUGUCGGUUGGGCCGUGUGUCUUCAGCAGAUUUGUCUGUGCUCUUUCAACAUGGAAGCGAGUCCAAAAGGAGCAAAGAGAGGGCAGACCCCAAUGUGCAAGUGCUUUUUAGGUUCCCGUCUGUAUCACACUUGCUAACGUCUCAUUGGCCAAAAGCAAGUGAAAUAGCUAAGCCAAAAUCAAUGUGGAAGGAAUUACACGAGGGCCUGAUACACAAAAUGGCAUGAUUCCCUGGGGCUAUUGCUGAAACAAUCUACAGUAGCAUUAAGUCCAAAAACCUAUGGAAAGUGUAUUAUAUCAGGGCUACCUAAGUUUGGCCCCAACCCAAUGUUGUAUUGUGUUCUCCUUGAUCGGAUACCCUUAGAAUCCAUCUCUACCUAUAUUGGGUUUCUUCCAGCAUGAAUUUAACAAAACCUUGUGAUUCUUUUGGAGUAAAGCCUUUUCCUCCAGAG
This is a messenger RNA of Prionailurus viverrinus (fishing cat), 4344 nucleotides long. It is a transcript of the gene PDCD1LG2, whose product is annotated as programmed cell death 1 ligand 2. Bases 344 to 1201 code for a protein of 285 amino acids. Gene Ontology annotation, biological process: positive regulation of T cell proliferation; cellular response to lipopolysaccharide; negative regulation of T cell proliferation. The transcript is spliced from 7 exons. The record is from RefSeq and is a predicted model, not a curated record. Gene Ontology annotation, cellular component: external side of plasma membrane. NCBI's taxonomy places the organism in Eukaryota, Metazoa, Chordata, Mammalia, Carnivora, Felidae.